AAACUGAAGAGCGGAUGAGUUGUGUAGACCGCGUUUUGCGAGUGUCGGCUUGACAGCAGUGAAACAACGACAUCGUUUUAUGUAUCAUAAACACGAUAUGAGCGUCCAGCAAAUAUACUUAUCAAAAUUCUGUUACAUUUGUAGCUAUUACUAAUAGCUGACUUGCAUUGCUGACUUCUCUGUUUUGGUGCUGAGUUCCCAAACAAGUAAACUUCAUCCGUGACAGUUAAAUUCAAGCAGUUGUCAGUCCUCGGAUCCAGAAUUUAACCGGGUGAGCAUCUGGAUCAUGUCAGAUUUAUGUUGGUAAUGCCAAUAUUGUCCUCAAUGUCUCGUAAUUGGCAAACCAGCAGGGAGAUAGCUUAUUUAGUGACGCUUCUUGACUGUAAAUUAGCCGAGUAGCCGAAGGUAGCUAAAUUAGAUAGCUAACAAAUUAGCUCGGGUGAUCCAAACUGCAAUGACAAUCCAGCUACUGUAAUUUCUCUAGCAGCACUGCCAGCAUAUAAUGUAUUUUCUCUGUAAUUAUUUUCAGAAGAUUGGAGUCUUGUAUUUUUUUGUAAGUGAGUAGCUCACCAUGAUCAUAAUCACUUAUGCAAUUUUUAUAUUGGUAAUAGCUCUUUUACUGGUCAUUUUGUUACAGAUGGAUCAAACGUUAUUAAUAGCCUAAUACAAAUAAACCAUACCAUAUUGUCAUAGGCUGAAUGCACAAAGGGUACUUUCUAUAUUGGUGACACGCAUGACAAUGACAUGUACUUUGAGCCUGAGGCAAUAGCACUGCUAUCUUGAUGGACAUAGGUCAAUGAAGAGACUAAAAAAAGAGUGGUUGCUCUCAUUAUUCCCCUGCACAAGAAGUGGUGAAUGCAAAAACGGUCUACUUUCACAGUGAAAAAAUACAAAAUACCAACUUCCGACAGAUACCCCUAUAAAUUGCAUAAACACCCUACUAGGCAUUGAAAGGGGCUUGUAUGUGCUGCCUAUGAUCCGUGCUCUUAUCCACAAAAUGGAGGCAGGUAAUUGCUCUGCUGGAAACGAGGAGAAACAAACCGUUUCCUCACCUUCAGCUCAACAGGAGAACACUGCUUGUGGUGGACCUGCUGUAGAUGAGCCAGACAGCCAAAGCCAGUUCUCUAGAGCUGCUUCUUACCCUGAAUCAGAAGACCUGGACUCCUUUAACCUAAUAGAGCCCCCUCCUCUGGACUGGAGGUCAGAUGACUCUAGUGAAGCAGGUUCAGUGGAAGAGAUGGACGACCCUAGCUUCCCUCCCUCCUUGGUCCCUGUGGACAGUUUAGAGGACGGAUUAAGUGAGUCCCUACCUCCCUUGUACACCAGUGACACUGCAGCUUCUUCUCUGGUAGUUAGCCAGGAGGAGCUAAUCGACUAUGCUCCUGAGGAUAACACCCCAACCAAACAGGUUCUGGAUCCUAGCAAAGAGGGAGGAGAGGUGGGGGAUGCGAUGGAGGAGAAGGUUGAGAUCAGGAGAACAGGUGACAAAGACCACACGCGGAUCCACCACCUGCUAAACCGACUCCAGGUCAUUGGAGAAAGCCCUCUCCCCAGGGACUCAACCUCUGACCCUACACCACCACCAUCAGAAUUCUCUGAGCCCUCUGAAUUUGAGCCUCCAUGCCAAUCUCUGUUGAUGGACAUCAGCCCAUUGCUACCAGACCCAGAGCAUAACCCGAAACAGGCCUCGGAGAUGCUUUUCUCAGAGAGUAACCAGAGAGACCUAUUAGGGCUGUUGGAGUGUACAGAGAUAGGGGCUGCCCAGCCCAGUUCCUCUGACAUCAAGGUUCCUCCUUACAUGGCCCGGAGAGGGGAGAUGGACGCGGUGGUGUCGGUCUCCUACAACCAGGAGGAUGGCGAAAGGUUCUGGGAACACUUUGGGAACGGCUGGCGGCUGCGCCACAGGGAUGACUCCGUGGAGUCUUUCCCGGAAGACGAGGUCCCAGAGCCCGUAUGGAUGAAGUUAGGGGAGGAGGCUCCGGAGGUAGACUCUGCAGAGAACAGUCAGCGGGGCGCAGAGGACCGCCCAGCCUAUAAAGACGUGCCUGGCCCCUGUGAUCCAAAUGACCUCCUGGAUGGGGUCAUAUUUGGGGCCAAGUACCUGGGCUCCACCCAGCUCAAGUCUGACAAGAACCCCUCCACCAACGCUCAAAUGAAACAGGCCCAGGAGGCUGUGGACAGGAUCAAAGCCCCAGAGGGGGAGUCUCAGCCUAUGACCGAGGUGGAUCUCUUCAUCUCCACUCAGCGCAUCAAAAUCCUCAGCGCAGACACACAGGAGGCCAUGAUGGACCAUCCUCUCCAGAUGAUCUCCUACAUCGCAGACAUCGGCAGCAUCGUGGUUCUGAUGGCCCGCAAGAAGCCGGCCGGGGGGCGUAAGGGCCAGGAGGGGAACCCUGCUGGGGUCAACUCCCCCGGGCCACAGAAAAAGUGCUGCAUGCUCUGCCAUGUGUUCAACUCUGACGAGGCCCAGGUGAUCGCUCAGGCGAUUGGCCAGGCCUUCGGUGUGGCCUACCAGCAGUUCCUCCAUGCCAACGACAUCAAGGCCAGUGAGCUGAGGCCCAGCGAGUACAGUGACUACCUGGGGACACAGGAGCACUAUAACGGAGACCUGGUACACUUCUCGGAUUCAGAUAACAUCAGAGAGGUGUCCAUCUCCAAGGCUCCCAGGGAGAUAGUGGGGGUGGCUGUGGUGGAGUCGGGCUGGGGCUCCAUCCUGCCCACGGUGAUGGUGGCCAACCUGCUCCACGGUGGUCCUGCAGAACGCUGCGGGGCCCUCAGCAUAGGAGACCGCAUCAUGUCAGUCAAUGGCACUAGCCUGGUGGGCCUCCCCAUAGCCACCUGCCAGAGUAUAAUACGGGAUUUAAAAAACCAAGCAGAGGUGAAGCUCAGUAUCGUUCACUGCCCUCCCGUCACCAUGGCAAUUAUCAAGCGACCGGACCCAAAAUUUCAGUUGGGCUUCAGUGUAGAGGACGGGAUUAUCUGCAGUUUGAUGCGUGGUGGGAUCGCAGAGAAAGGGGGCAUCCGGGUCGGACACCGCAUCAUUGAAAUCAAUGGGCAGAGUGUGGUAGCCACUCCUCACGAGAAGAUCAUCCACAUUUUGACUGACGCAGUCGGGGAGAUUCACUUGAAGACCAUGCCAGCCUCUACAUAUCGCCUUCUAACGGGACAAGAAACUCCAGUAUUUCUCUGAGAGAACGUAGGAGAGAAUGCUGCCUGUGCUCUCAGAAGCAAACAAGGAAGAAUACCAUUUGGAAGCUAUACACAUGCACACACGCAGCCUCAAAUUGGACUAUGCAAUUGGACUGUAUCACCUGGCUAUUGAUACACCACUGAACAUAUUUUUUUUUUGUUUUUUUACCUUUAUUUAACUAGGCAUGUCAGUUAAGAACAAAUUCUUAUUUUCAAUAUUGGCCUAGGAACUGCCUGUUCAGGGGCAGAACGACAGAUUUGUACUUUGUCAGCUCGGGGAUAUGAACUUGCAACCUUUCGGUUACUAGUCCAACGCUCUAACCACUAGGCUACCCCUACAUAAUGGGGUUAUCCACCAACAGAAUAUUUUAUGAUGUAUGUUAGAAUAUCAGGAUGAUACAGCAAAUGUUUUCAAAGAUAGAAUUGUUAAUACAUCUCUUGUUUAUAUUUAUGAAAUGUUAAAGCAGAUAACCUCACUUUUCCUACUGACGAUCUCAGUUAUCUUACUAACAUACUAAUUAUCUUUCUGAACAGGAAAAGCAUGAGUACCUGCAAUUAAUUACUUCCACCGCCAUUCUUUAGUUGCCGAUGUGCCUCAGCUCAGUGGAACUUGAAUUCAUGGAGAGGAGCCUAAUUUAAGAAAGCUGGUCCGUAUGUCUCGUCAUUACGUGCUUCCCACCUCUAGACAAUGUAAUUGAGUAACAUGCACAUCAACAAGCGACUACUACAUCAGUAUUACAUUGUUAUUAUGUAUCUCCGAACAGUGUACUAUUAAUAUGCUGAAAGAUUUUACGUUGUGCAUGCCAUUCCCUAUUGUUCCCAUUUCAGUGCCUGGAAGAAUUCAGAAGUUAGUUCUGUAUUUUCAGAAAUGAAGGUAACUGCCUUUAGUGUUAGAGAUAUACACUGAGUGUACAAAACCUUAAGGACACCUGCUCUUUCCAUGACAUAGAUGAGUCCAGGUGAAAGCUAUGAUCCCUUAUUGAUGUCACUUGUUAAAUCCAUUUCAAAUCAGUGUAGAAAGAUGAAGGGGAGGAAACAGGUUAAAUAAGGAUUUUUAAGCCUCGAGACUAUUGAGACAUGGAUUGCAUAUGUGUGCCAUUCAGAGGGUGAAUGGGCAAGAAAAAAGAGUUAAGGGGCUUUUGAACAGGGAAACGCUCAACAGCUUUUCCAUGCGUAUCAAGAAUGGUCCACCACGAAAGGACGCCCAGCCAAUUUGACACCUUGUAGUCCAUGCCUGACAAAUUGCGGCUGUUCUGAGGGCAAACGGUGCUGCAACUCAAUAUUAGGAAGGUGCUCUUAAUGUUUUUUACACUUAGUGUAUAUUUUUAAUGACUGCAGUUGUGUACAUCAUUUCUGUGAUGGGGAUAUGGCCCGGACACAUUAGCCACCACAGGUGAGUACCAGGGUCAUGUAUUAAGGGCACACAAUAGCGAAUGUUUCAAAACGUUGUGCAAUGGAAUAAAAUUGUCUUGAUAAUUAUUUAAUCACUCCAAUAUUGAAAUUAGUUGUAUACUGCAGUGCCACUAAUUAUUUUGCGAACACAAAUCCUGUUGAAUGUUGUGUGCAUGCAAUAUAUCAUGCAGAAUGUUUUCUAUUUUUUAAAGGAAGGCAUCUUCAAAAAAAACUAAGAAAUGUGUAGGUACUUGUUAUAUGUUACAUAUUUUAGCCAAUCAACAUCGUCCAGUGGGCAGAUGUUUUAAUCUCCAAUUACAACACCUGAAAUGGAGAGUUUGAAUUAACGAGUUACUUAAAUUACUUAUUUGGGACAGCUUCACUGAUAAAUAGGAAUAUUGUCAUUGAUUCAAAAAGGUGAGAAUAUUACUUUUUAGUCCAGCAUGCCUCUCGGCUACAUUAGCUAAUUUAAUCAGUAAUACUGCGUAGGCUGUUUUUUUUUUUCCUCACACACGUUAGCAUCACUGGGACGAGAGGACUGUAGGUGCAUGUUAAAAUGUUUAAUUGUAUCGCUAUGAUAACAUGUCAUGUAUUCUAAUGUAUCAUAUUAAGUAUUUGUUUUCAUAGUUUUAUUGUAUAACCAUUUUAAAUUGAGCUCCAUAGUUGUAUGGCUUGUGUAACAAUUUUGCUGACUUGUUUGAACACUGGUAUUAUGAUUUUUUAAAUGUAAUCUAGUUCCAGUUUGAUUCAUGAAUACCUUAAUUUUAUUGAUAAUUAAUGAAAAUGUUAGGUUUGCGUUUCUUGAGUGAUAGUUGUAUAGCGUUUCCUGGUAUGGCAUUUUCUUACUUUCUCUUAGAUUUUUACAUUUUAGUCAAUUUAACAGACCCUCCAGAGUGACUUACAGUAGUGAAUGCAUACAUUUUGGUACUUUUUUCAUACUGGUUCCCCAUGGGAAUUGAACCCACAACCCUGCAACCACCAUGUUCUACCAAUUGAGCCACACUGGACCAUCCUUCUCAGGGUUUUACCCCCAAAUUGUGUGAAAUGUUGCCACUACUCUCAAAAUAUGUGGUCAUACUUAUUGUCAUGAAACAUAGUAAUGUCCCUUUAAUUUAUUUUAUGGUGCACUAUUAAUGUUUUAUUUGAGCCCAGGUCAGUUGAUAUGCUCAAUGGGGGGAGACCAGUUAGGGCUUGAGUAGGCCUAUUUGUAAUCCUCCCACGACAUUCAAUGUCCCAUCUGGGUUCUCAACUGAAUUGUGUUCAAUAGCCAUUUCAGUGGCUGACAUUUAGCCUCACCCGUUUGAUCUGAUUGUUGUGAAGAGAGAUUUAGAGAAUUGAAUAUUGUGAUGUAGUAUUAAAUAAUUUGCACAUUA
Messenger RNA from Oncorhynchus mykiss (rainbow trout), 5954 nucleotides. Its product is annotated as amyloid-beta A4 precursor protein-binding family A member 3-like. Gene Ontology annotation, biological process: chemical synaptic transmission. NCBI's taxonomy places the organism in Eukaryota, Metazoa, Chordata, Actinopteri, Salmoniformes, Salmonidae. Gene Ontology annotation, cellular component: dendritic spine; plasma membrane; cytoplasm. Gene Ontology annotation, molecular function: protein binding; amyloid-beta binding. The record is from RefSeq and is a predicted model, not a curated record.